GAGAGAUUCAAUUGUACCAUGGAUUAUGAGGAUGGUUAUCAAGUUUCAUCCAUUUGACGGUAACCAAUCUUAUCUAUCGGGUAAUACUUUUGCAAGAUUGGAUUGAAGAGGAGGUGAGCAAUCAAUGGAAAGCCCUCUAGGUGUAUUUCCAAUUGACAAUGAGAUCUCAGCUGGAUCCUAUUAUUGAGAAGAUGAAGAAUCUAUCGGAAGCCCUCGAGAUGCAUCUCCUCAACAAAGUAGCAAAGGGUCAACUAAAGGCCAAACUGGUCAAUAAAUUUGCCUUGUUCUCCACCAUAUUUUUUCUACUGAAUACAGAGUUAAGUUCAAAAUAUGAUAGAAGAGGAGUCAUAACACAGUUAUUGAUGAUUAUUGGCCUUGGCCUGUUAACACAUUCAAAGAGUUGGAGUCAAUUUAAAAUUCUUCAUGGAAGGAGCAGCUGCAUGGUAAAUUCAACAUCAAACUUCAUCUUCUUUAUUAUAGCACUUCUUUUUGCAAAAUUUUACGAGAAUUCCUUGAAGGGCCUUAGUGCUGUGUUGUGCGUCUCAGUUUUUCUUCUAUGUGUACUAGUGGUAUUACGACCGCAAACAAACCGUAAGUUGUUUAGUUUUAUCAUUGGAAUCAUUGGAUCUAUUACUUACAACUGCUAUGAGUUGAAGUUUCCCACAUGGAUAAUUACUUCCAUCCAUUUUGUGUUGUUCAGUUUCAAGAGCUAGUUAAAUAAGUGUUGGUUGGAUUUGGAAGAAAAUCCUGGUACAAAUACCACACCUGAAAGUGUUAGUGUGUUUUUUAUUUUUUCAUCAACUGCUAUAUAUUUUGCACAUAGUAUCUUCAUGUCUUCUAAUGUCAAAUCUCCCUUAUUGGACUAUAAAAACUGGUUAGUUAC
Messenger RNA from Rubroshorea leprosula, 883 nucleotides. The record is from the annotation of a GenBank genome assembly. Lineage: Eukaryota; Viridiplantae; Streptophyta; Magnoliopsida; Malvales; Dipterocarpaceae.